AUGCUGCUACAUCAGCCCCUCUCCUUUCACCUCAGAGCUUCAUCCAGGAGACGCUCAUAUCUCUCCUCCAGCAUUGAGACAUCAUCAUGUCAGUUUUUCAUAUUUUUCAGUCAGUCAUCAUGAUCAGAGUUUUCAUCACGUUCACACUCUCAUUGUUCUGGCUCACGGGUAAAAAAUAACAUGCCUGUAGAAUGUCUGUUAAUACCGAAAACACUCUCUGCUAAUAGUCUUGUGUCUGAUGAAUCAGUCUGUUUAAAUAUUCAUCUCUUGUUUUCUUCACAGGACGUUCUCUCGGCAGUAAAGUCAUCCAGGUUCCCUCAGCACUAUUGGGAAGUCCCAACAUUACAGAGAUACUCAAAUGCAACCAUAGUAUUAGUGCAUACAAUACUAUAUUGUGGUACCAGCAAUCAAUAGCUGAUACUAAUCUGAAACUGAUUGGAUAUGUGUUUUAUAAGAACCCAACAGUUGAAGAUCAAUUUAAAGAGCACGUUGAAAUCCGUGGAGAUGGAGAGAAAGAGGCUUCCCUUCAUCUACUGAGUCUGAGAGCACCUGAAGACAGUGCAGUUUAUUACUGUGCAGCCAGCCAACACAGUGAUGUAGAUACCCUUCUCUCCUCUACAAAAACCCUCUGAUCCUUUACUCCAUAACUGUAGUGUACAUCAACACCUGCUGUAAACCGCUAUAGAUAUCCUGGGCACAUGGAGGAAGUUGAUAUUAAAACCUUUGAUCGUACCCAAUAAUGUGGUUGAAGUUGUUGCAUUAAAGAAGCGGUUCGGGUAUUUCCUUCAAAUUACAGCAUAUUUCAAGUCUGAUUAGUGUAGAAUAGAAAAUCUUAAGACUAAUGCUUACAGUGACGUAGUUACCGGUAUGUUCCACAAUACACCUUUAAGUUGAACAGGAGAACAAUGCAUCUGUUUGAAUAUCAAUGUACAUUUUUUUACAUUUUAGUCAUUUAGCAGACGCUCUUAUCCAGAGCGACUUACAGUUAGUUAGUGAGUGCAUACAUUAUUCUUUUCCAUACUGGCCCCCCGUGGGAAUCGAACCCACAACCCUGGCGUUGCAAACACUAUGCUCUACCAACUGAGCUACAUCCCUGCCGGCCAUUCCCUCCCCUACCCUGGACGACGCUGGGCCAAUUGUGCGCCGCCCCAUUGGUCUCACGGUCACGGCCAGCUACGACAGAGCCUGGAUUCAAACCAGGAUCUCUAGUGGCACAGCUAGCACUGCGAUGCAGUGCCUUAGACCACUGCGCCAAUCGGGAGAAUGUACAUCAUGAUGUCAUUUCCUUUCCCUCUGGCAGCUCAGUUCUGCUCAUCUCUAUUGAAUGAUUCUCUUUUCACCCCCUGGGCCCUGGUCAAAAGUAGUGCACUAUAUAGGGAAUAGGGUGCCAUUCUCUGGUCAAAAGUAGUGCACUAUAUAGGGAAUAGGGUGCCAUUCUCUGGUCUAAAGUAGUGCACUAUAUAGGGAAUAGGGUGCCAUUCUCUGGUCUAAAGUAGUGCACUAUAUAGGGAAUAGGGUUCCAUUCUCUGGUCUAAAGUAGUGCACUAUAUAGGGAAUAGGGUGCCAUUCUCUGGUCUAAAGUAGUGCACUAUAUAGGGAAUAGGGUGCCAUUCUCUGGUCUAAAGUAGUGCACUAUAUAGGGAAUAGGGUGCCAUUCUCUGGUCUAAAGUAGUGCACUAUAUAGGGAAUAGGGUUCCAUUCUCUGGUCUAAAGUAGUGCACUAUAUAGGGAAUAGGGUGCCAUUCUCUGGUCUAAAGUAGUGCACUAUAUAGGGAAUAGGGUACCAUUCUCUGGUCUAAAGUAGUGCACUAUAUAGGGAAUAGGGUGCCAUUCUCUGGUCUAAAGUAGUGCACUAUAUAGGGAAUAGGGUGCCAUUCUCUGGUCUAAAGUAGUGCACUAUAUAGGGAAUAGGGUGCCAUUCUCUGGUCUAAAGUAGUGCACUAUAUAGGGAAUAGGGUGCCAUUCUCUGGUCUAAAGUAGUGCACUAUAUAGGGAAUAGGGUGCCAUUCUCUGGUCUAAAGUAGUGCACUAUAUAGGGAAUAGGGUGCCAUUCUCUGGUCUAAAGUAGUGCACUAUAUAGGGAAUAGGGUGCCAUUCUCUGGUCUAAAGUAGUGCACUAUAUAGGGAAUAGGGUGCCAUUCUCUGGUCUAAAGUAGUGCACUAUAUAGGGAAUAGGGUGCCAUUUGGGAUGCAACCAAUACAUUUGACACUCCCACUAGCUGACAACACAUCUCUGAAAAACCCUUUCUCCUUGUCCAUGUGACACUCAUCUCUCCAGAACCAUCAACAUGAUCAAGCUUCUCAUACAUGUCGCAAUUCUACUGUGGGUGACAGGUACUAAAUCACUGUUAGCAUGAAAGAUAUUUACAACCGAAAUGUAUUGCUGUCAAUAUGUUGAGUAAUACUGUCGAUUUUAGUUGUUCCGUUUUUUCAUCCACAGGGAUGUCACAAACAGACGAAGUCCAGCAGACUCCUACAGCAAUAAUAAAACGACCUGAAGAAAACGUUCAACUGAACUGCAGCCAUACUAUUCCAAACUACAACAUUAUACUGUGGUACCAGCAGUCAGCACAAAACACUGCUCUGAAACUCAUCGGGUAUGUGCUACUCACCAAUCCAACCGUGGAAGAUUCCUUCAAAGAGCGUUUUACUAUGGGUGGAGAUGCUGCAACUGGGAAAAUGGCGUAUCUACAUAUUCCCAAACUGAGAGGAACUGAAGACAGUGCAGUGUAUUUCUGUGCUGCUAGUUAUGCACCGUGUUUCACUAUACCCUCUCUCCUCUACAAAAACCCUCUCUGA
This is a messenger RNA of Coregonus sp. 'balchen', 2799 nucleotides long. Lineage: Eukaryota; Metazoa; Chordata; Actinopteri; Salmoniformes; Salmonidae. The record is from the annotation of a GenBank genome assembly.